AAAGCCGGAGGGCGUAAGUGGCGUUAAAAAUAUGUCGUCUUCGUUAGUGAAGAGGUCUUUAGAUUUAUUUCGAGAUCCGAAAAGUGACACUGUCAAAGAGAAUACAAUUACCAGUACAAAAAAAUACGGUUUGAAAAAGGAACGUAGAAAACAUCAAAAGAAAACAAUUUGUAAUAAAUUAAAUUUAAAAGAUAAGAAAAUACAUUCAGUUGUUGAUGAACUCAAGAAGAAGAAAACACAAGACCAAACAGAAAAUAAUUUAUACAUUAUAGAAAGACUUUCAAAUAAAAAAAUCAGUUCAAAAGUAGUUGAGAAAAUUCCAUUAAAUAUAGAUGAUCCUAGGAGUAGACUUUCAGGUAGCACAGACCUCAAGGAACAACUUAAACAACAAGGAAUUGUCAUUAUUCAUCAACAUCCAAAAGAUGAAAAAGUGUUGCAAACUGAGGAUAUUGAAUUUCAGAAGGCAGUGGAGACAGGCAAACAUAUUAUUGUUAUAGAACCAGAAGGACUUGGUGAAAUGGCAUCUAUGUGGAUUACUUUUGGAAAUUUUUUUCAUAAAAUGAAUAUAGUUAUGAGUUUAGGAACUAUUGCAUCUGCAUAUAUUUUCAAAAAACCAUAUGUUUGUUUCAGUUUGUGUGCAUUUACAGUCUUUAGUUCCAUUGUAUACACUUUAACUUGGCAGUUUGAUCCAUGUACUAAUUAUAGGGUGGAAAAAAAUCCGAAAAAGAAAGCAAGAUUUACAAUGUUAGUUUCUAACCAAAAUCCAACAGUUCUUAUUUUUAAAAAAGAUAGACUUAAAAGUUUUGCUCGUCUUACCAUGACAAUUUCAGCAACUAGUAUUUGUCUAUGGAACUUUUAUAAAUUUUAUUCAGGAAAAGUGAAAAUUUAAAUAAAUAAGAAAAAUAAAAGAUUUGAAAGUUCAAUUCAUUUUAUAACCAAAUUUAGUUUCAAUUUAUUUUUUAAAUUGAAAAUAAAGAUAAAAGUGAUUAGUUUUAUUGGAUAAAAGAUAAUAUAUAAAAUCAUCUAUAAACUUUAAUUAUUGUGAUUCAUGUAAUGAGUGAACAAAACUUAUAAUACGUGCAAAAUAUUCUGAUUGUACCUUAUUUAAAGUUAGUGUUUUGCAGUGGCGUGCCGUCAUUAGAAGCGGUGGAAGCGCCGCUUCCCUUGUAUUUUAUAAAAAAAUAAAUACAUAUU
Messenger RNA from Centruroides sculpturatus (bark scorpion), 1194 nucleotides. Its product is annotated as transmembrane protein 11-A, mitochondrial-like. Gene Ontology annotation, cellular component: mitochondrial inner membrane. The transcript has 6 exons. Lineage: Eukaryota; Metazoa; Arthropoda; Arachnida; Scorpiones; Buthidae. The coding region runs from base 32 to 889 and encodes 285 amino acids. The record is from RefSeq and is a predicted model, not a curated record. Gene Ontology annotation, biological process: inner mitochondrial membrane organization.